Molecule: messenger RNA, 3763 nt
Organism: Heteronotia binoei (common prickly gecko)
Lineage: Eukaryota; Metazoa; Chordata; Lepidosauria; Squamata; Gekkonidae
Gene: DIPK2A
Product: divergent protein kinase domain 2A
Exons: 3
Coding region: 87-1376 (429 amino acids)
Biological process (GO): cardiac muscle cell proliferation; regulation of phosphatidylinositol 3-kinase/protein kinase B signal transduction
Cellular component (GO): COPI vesicle coat
Source: RefSeq, a predicted model, not a curated record
CGUGCGGAGGAGGGGGGCGGCGGGAGGGGGGGAAGCGGCCGCGAGGGGGUUCCCCCGCCGGCUGGUCCGGCCGGCGGUGACGGACGAUGCUCCGGCUGGUGUCGCUGAAGUUGGGGCGGCUGUACCGCUACGUGAAGCUGGCGGUGCUGGGUAUCCUAGCGGCGGCGCUGGCCCUCAACUCGCCUUCGCUGCUGGCCUCGCUGCAGCGCAACGAGCUGGCCGAGCGGCGCUUCCUGCAGCUGAACAAGUGCCCGGCCUGCUGGGGCACCAGCUGGUGCCGCAAGUUCCUCAACGGGCAGCUGCGGCUGGAGAGCUGGGGCCGCCUGCGCCUCCUAGACUUCCUCAACGUCAAGAACGUCUACUUCGCGCGCUACGGGGAGCCCCGCGAGGGCAGCCGCCGGGUCGUCCUCAAGCGCCUGGGCUCCGCGCGGGAGCUCGCCGAUAUCGACGCCAAGAUCUGCCGGCGCGCCACCGGCAGGGGACGCUGCGACCUCCUCCAGGCCCUGCACGCCACCGAGUUCGCCAGCAUCAACGGAGACGUCCGGCUCCUCACCCCCGACGUCGUCGAGGGCUGGUCGGACCUCGUGCACUGCCCCUCGCAGCGCCUCCUCGACCGCCUCGUCCGGCGCUAUGCCGAGACCAAGGACUCGGGCAGCUUCCUGCUCCGCAACCUCAAGGAUUCCGAGCGCAUGCAGCUCCUCAUCACGCUGGCCUUCAACCCGGAGCCCCUCGUGCUUCAGAGUUUUCCCUCCGAUGAGGGCUGGCCGUUCGCAAAAUAUUUGGGUGCAUGUGGAAGAAUGGUGGCUGUAAACUAUGUGGGAGAAGAACUAUGGAGUUACUUCAGUUCCCCUUGGGAAAAACGAGUAGACCUGGCGUGGCAGUUAAUGGAAAUAGCAGAACAGCUGACGAACAAUGACUUUGAAUUUGCACUCUACCUCCUGGAUGUCAGCUUUGACAACUUUGCUGUAGGCCCUAGAGAUGGGAAGGUUAUCAUUGUGGAUGCUGAAAAUGUUUUGGUGGCAGAUAAAAGGUUAAUCAAACAAAAUAAACCUGAAAACUGGGAUGUAUGGUAUGAAAGCAAGUUUGAUGACUGUGAUAAGGAAGCUUGUCUCUCUUUCUCAAAGGAGAUUUUGUGUACUCGUGUCACUGUGGACCAUAAUUACUAUGCUAUUUGCCAGAACCUUUUAUCAAGACAUGCCACGUGGCGUGGCACUUCUGGAGGACUUCUUCAUGAUGCUCCAGCUGAAAUUGCCAAAGAUGGUCGACUUGAGGCCUUGCUGGAUGAGUGCGCCAAUCCAAAGAAGCGAUAUGGUAGAUUCCAAGCUGCGAAAGAACUACGUGAAUAUCUUGGACGUCUGAGUAACAAUGUGAGGUAGUUAAUGGUGGGUGGAUGGUCAGAGUUGUUAUGGCAGUGAAUAUCCUAGGACAAGACAUAUGGGCAAGUGAGUUCUGGAAGUCAAACAAGGUCAAACAGCCAAAAGAAGAGAACAAACUGCACACUUCUAUGGUACUUAGAGGAUAUUUUGUAUAAGCUGACAGAGUUGCAUACCCCAGUGACACUUGACCUAUUUCUAACUGGGAGAAGACUGAUAUAUUGACUAGCAUGUGAAAUAGUACUAAACACAAUGUGUGUUAGUACCACCAUUUUUUGAGACUGAUGCCCUUACUUGGAAAGUCAAGUUAUAUUGGCCUGUUUUAAAGGCUUUAUUUCUGAUGUCCUUUUCAGAUUUUUGUUUUUAUUCUUAUGACACACUAAAGUGACACAUACAUGCUGAUAUGCCCUACAUAUGGCUCAUUAUUCUUGAAACUAAUAGAUUUUCAUGAAAUGCUGUGCCGCAUUUACUGUGAGUACAGGAUUCCUACACUCAUACUAAUGUUCAGUUGUUUCCACUGUUUCUUAAUGUCUGUAUGCCUUAUUGAGAAUGCUUUUAUAAGCAUAUUCCUAAAUAUUGUGUGAACAUAACCUAGACACUUCUGAAUUCUUUGUAAUUCUGCUGCAGGUAAUGCUUCACAAGUUGGUUUGGUGUAAAAUUCAAUCAUUAUUCCAAUAUGUAAUCAUGUCUAUUCACCAGGGAAUUGCUGACCAAUUUUGAACCAAGACAAUUGGAAAUUUGGGGAUACAUCUAGUUAAAGUGAAUACAAAGUUUUACUAGUAUAGUAAAUCAUAAACCAAAGAAAACUGUUGUGUAUCAGUCUCUAGUCAUUUAGGCAAAAUUAAGUACUGUAGUGGCACUAACUGACAACUCAGAUUUCAGCAGGUUUGCAGUUAUUCUUUUGAAAAAUUUUUGUUAUUAGUUAAGCUUAAACUCCACAUGAAAAUGAGAAAAUGCCUAGCCAGGCUAGCAUUUGUUCUGCAUUAUUCACAGUUACACUGAGUUUGCAGUGUAAUGAUUCUUAUGGAACUUUCGACCAUAGGAUUGACUAAUAGCACUCUUCAUGUUUUCUGCAGACACGUUGCAUUGCGUUAAGUGUUUCAGUUGUAAUUCAAGCAUCUUCUGAUGGUAACUGUGUACCUGAAAUGACUCAGAAGUUGCAUGAGAAAUUGAAUCAGUUCUAAAAUGAAACCCUUUCACAGAAGUUUGCUUUUCUUUUCUUUAUGCAUGGUAACAACAGCAAAGGUUCUCCAGGCUAGAAGGGUGAAAUUCUGAUCCUGGUUGAAGUUUGGUUGCAGCAACAACAAUGCAACAGCAAGUCAAAAUUAUAUUUCUAAGCUGGAAUAUGAUCGAGUGUUUGCACGAUAAUGAUCUUUGUGGUGCUGAAAAAUACAUCAUGGCAAGUGAAAGCAGAUGCUACAGCAAAAUAGCAGGGAAAAAUAAAAACUCAAAUCAGUUUCAAAUCUCUGAAAAUAUGGAAUAUAGAAGGCAAAACUUUCAUUCAUUUUUGUUCAGCUUGUGUAGUUAAAAUGCUCAGCAGCUUUUUUUUUUUUAGCAAGUAGUCUGUCAGAAUUGCUUCCUUAGUUCUUGGUCUGGACUUGGCUUUGUCUCUUAAAGGAAAAAAAAAUACUUCUUGCUGUGGCACAAACCUUUUCACUUCAGGUAUUGUGAACACAAUCCAGAGCCUCUUAGGCAUGCUUGGGUCCCUAUGAAAUAAUUCAGAUUUAAAUCCUUAGAUCCCAGUUAUUUCAGGAAGCGUAUAGGAUUGCCUAACUUUCUAUGGAUUUUACCAUAUGUAUUUAUAUAGGAUUCAUGUUGACUUUCUUGGCUCAAGUUUUUGAGCAAAACCUAAAUGUGAGACUAAACACUAGCCUGCCACAAAAGGCCUUGUUUUACACAAUAUUAAUUUAAUACCCACUGUUUUAGGUGAAUGAGAUGUGUGAUUGCUGUAGGAGUGCUGUAGGCUUUAAACACCACAAACACUGCCAGCUAUGGAGGCAGUUAUUCAACUGCUAAAUGUUCCUUGUGAGGUUGGGGUUGGAGUUCAUUGUUUUCUCGUUAAAAUGUGCUGAUAGCAGGAUUCUGACUACAAAAGGAGUCCAUAAUUCUCAGUCUACAGGGAAAACACCUAUGUGGAAAGCAAUAAGUUUUCUUCAAUUUGCACCUAUCAAGUAUUUAUUGUACAAGGACAAUUUAUAUUUUUAAGUCAUUACCCACAAAUAAUGGUGAAUAUUUUUGAAUGAGAUGUUUGGGGUUUGUAUGUGCAUAAAAUUGUCUUUUGUACUGUAAGUUACUGUUUAAUUUGAUUAUCAAAACUGUCUCCUGUGCCUUUAUACUAAGGUUGUUUUUACAACUUCUUGACUCUUAAUAAAAAAAGUAUAAAAACCCCA